GGGAAGAACUGAGUACUAUCCAUAUCCCACCCCACCCAAUAAACCAUAACAAAAUAGAUCCGUUUUGUCAAUUUUUCGUGCAAAAAUCGUUUAAUCUUCUACAGAAAAACUAAUUUCGUUUUACAAUAAUUUAUGAUUAUGACGGAUUCAAUUAUUCAAAUGAUUCAAUCCGAUAACGUGAUAAGAAGAUGUGCUAUCUUGAAGUUAUGUUGACACUCAAGACUCAACAUAAACUGUAAUUAACAUUUAAUAAUAUACACAUCAAUUUAUAGAAAUAAAAAAUAGUAUACAUCAAUCAAAUACUCAGGUCAACUUCAGGAUUUAAAAGGCUGAUGAACCAUGUUACCUCCACACAAUGGUGAAAUAAUGCAUCUUAAUGUUGGUGGUACUAGGUUCUCAACAUCUCGACAGACAUUAACAUGGGUGCCAGAUUCUUUUUUUACUGCUUUAUUAAGUGGCCGUAUUUCUAGUCUACGGGAUGAUACAGGAGCUAUAUUCAUUGAUCGCGAUCCAAAAGUUUUUGCCAUAAUUUUGAACUAUCUUCGAACACAUGACAUAGAUUUGUCUGGCACUGAUAUUAGAACAUUACGCCAUGAAGCUGAAUUUUAUGGUAUUAUGCCUCUAGUCAAGCGUCUUAUUUUGUGUGAAGACCUAGAGCAAUCAUCAUGUGGAGACAUUCUGUUUUAUAGCAUGUUACCAGCUCCAAACCCUCCCAUGCAAGAAUCCGAGAUAAUUAGUAAUGCAAUUAAAGUAGAUGAUCAAACAAGACCUGGUUCAAUAGUCCGUGUCCCUGAACCAGCACCACCACCAAAUUCACCAUCUUCGAUACCUCAUACACAUGGAUAUCAAAGUCGUUGUCAUUCUCGUAAUUCAUCUUUGGAUAUUUCUCGAGUUACUGUAAAUGGUCGUGGAUCAGUUAUCAAUGGACGUGGCAACGGUAACAGUGGACACUCUCGAGCAGCUUCACUUGGUAACCAUGUACCCAAUCACCAUUCCAGAAACUCAUCAGCUGAUCUCAACAAAUAUAUUAGAAACGAUGCAUUAAACUUGGUUUUUGGUUAUAAUCAAGGUUCUAACUGGGCUGAUCCAUUGCGUGUCCAAAUCAUCAAAGCACACCAUAAUUGGAUUGUAGUUGCUUAUGCUCAUUUUAUUGUUUGCUACAGAUUAAAAGAUUCGAGUGGUUGGCAGCAAGUUUUUACAUCACCACAUAUAGACAACUGUAUAGAACGGAUAGCAAUUAAUGCUAAAAUGAAUAGCCAAAAUGGUAAUUCUGAUGGAUCCUCUGUUAUGGUUGCUAUAUCAUAUGGAAAUCAAGUUCGACUUUGGGGAGUAUCAGAACAAGGAUCUCGAACCAAUAUAGGUACAUUCAAUUUGAAUGUUCGUGUAGAACAUUUAUUUUUUAUCGGUAGUCAACUUGUUGCUUUAUCCCCUACUGGUAAAAUAGGGGUUUGGCAUGCAAUGACUCAACAUUGGCAAACCCAAGAUGUAGUACCAAUUGCAUCAUUUGAUACAGCUGGCUCAUUUCUACUCCUUGGUUGUAAUAAUGGCUCAAUAUAUUAUAUUGAUAUGCAAAAAUUUCCAUUACGAAUGAAAGACAAUGAUUUACUAGUAACUGAAUUGUAUAGAGAUGCAUCAAAUGAUCCAAUCACUGCUAUUUCUGUUUAUUUGACGCCUAAGACAAGUGUCAGUGGAAAUUGGAUUGAAAUAGCAUACGGCACAAGUUCUGGUACAGUGCGUGUAAUCGUUCAACAUCCAGAGACUGUAGGACACGGUCCUCAACUGUUUCAAACAUUCACCGUUCACCAAAGUUCUGUUACUAAAGUUACAUUAUCAGAAAAAUUCCUUGUUUCCGUUUGCAGUGAAUACAAUCAUGUGAGGACAUGGAGUGUAACUAGAUUUAGAGGCAUGAUUUCUACACAACCAGGUUCUACACCAGUUGCUUCAUUUAAGAUACUGUCACUUGAAGAAGUUGAACCCUGCAUUAGCUACUGUGCUGGAAACGAUUGUGGACCAUAUGGUGAGCAAGAUGAUGAACAAGUAUUUGUUCAAAAGGUUAUGCCAGAAACUUCUGAAUUAUUUGUUCGUCUUGCAUCCAAUGGUAAAAGAGUUUGCAUAAUUCGAGCUGUGGAUUGCACAAUAAUUACUUGCUUUUGCGUGCAUGAAUGUGAAGGCUCUAGUCGUAUGGGAUCAAGGCCCCGUAGGUUUAUAUUAACUGGACACUGUAACGGAGCUAUUCAAAUGUGGGAUUUGACUACAGCUUUAGAUUUAGCCAACAAAUGUCUGCAACCUAUCCCGAAUGGUGGUCCAACAGCUGAAGAACUAUUACGGUUGCUUGACCAGUGUGAUCUAAGUAAUAGCCACUGUUCAACGCCUAGUAUAUCUCCAUACCCAGGAAUGUUGAUCUCAAAAGGGAACACAGCUAGAUUAAAAGCGUCCAAUGUAGCUUUUCUCAAUCAGUCCCAACAAACAGACGCAUCCACUUCAACAUCAUCUUUGUAAAAUUAUCUUAGGUAUACAUAUUGAAGUACAUUAUAAGUUAUAAAAAUUAAAAUUAAAUAUUUAGGUGGAUAUUAAAUUGAUAACUCUACUCAUACAAAGCCAAAUGCAGAUAAAUAUUUUUUAUUAAAUAUUAUUUAAGAGGACUAUGAAAUUCAUAAUAUAUGUUUAAUAAUUGUCCAUGUAUUAAUUUAACCUAUUAAUUUACCUAUUUUUUUUAAAUACUUCAUAUGGAUUAUAUUAUAUAGGUUGAAACUUAAUUGAAUGUUGAUUGAAUUUUCUGUUUGAAACGAUUAUUUACUUGCAAUUUAUGAUCAUUAUCCUACAAAUGUUAUGUAACAAAAUAUUUGAACAAUAGAUGCAACAUUAAAUACUUAUUUACUUUUAAUAAAUAUGGGACCAAUUAUCUUUUCAGUAGGUAAUAAAUGACAAAUUAUACAAUUUAUAAAAUUCAAAUUCUAAAUUUACUGUAUAUGUUUUAAUUAAUGAAAACUUAUAGUUUCCUUUAUGUGGAUUUACAUAAAUGUAUGUAAUAUAAUUGUUUUGAUCAAUUUAUACUUAUCAAUUAUCAUAUAGUUUAGUUACAUUAUUAUACAAUUGUAUUCACAUUAUGUUUAUUGUGGCCUAUUGUUGUUACUUUGUAGCAUUUAUAAACUCAAAAUAAUAUUAUAAUGUUCACUUAAUAAUAUUAAAAUAUUUUAUCAAGUUUGUCAGAAGUAUAAUAUAACCCCCCCCUCCCCCCAAUUUUCAAACACUAUUUGUGGCUAUAAAUUAAAUUACUCAAGCGGUAUGAGCAAAAAUAUUCCAGUAGUUAAUGUUUAUCAAAAAAUCAUUAACAAAUUAUAGAAUAAUUAUCAUACACUUUAACAUAAAAAAAUUAUACAUCUAUAUUUAUUAUGUCUUGGGUCGUAAUGUAAGUAAUGAAAGAAGUGUAUUUGGAUAAAAUGGCAGCUAUUAAAAGCUAUUUUUAAUCAUUAUUUUUUUCAAAGUUAUUAUUAUUAACUAUUAUCUAUGUGAUAUUAACAGAUUAUGUGAUACUGUCAAUUACAUAUGAAUAUAUGUAAUAUAUUAUAUAAAUUUCAUCAAACCACCGAUUAGGUAUU
Rhopalosiphum maidis (corn leaf aphid) is the source of this 3599-nucleotide messenger RNA. RefSeq names its product BTB/POZ domain-containing protein KCTD3. Gene Ontology annotation, molecular function: protein binding. The record is from RefSeq and is a predicted model, not a curated record. The coding region runs from base 340 to 2499 and encodes 719 amino acids. Lineage: Eukaryota; Metazoa; Arthropoda; Insecta; Hemiptera; Aphididae. The transcript has 14 exons. Gene Ontology annotation, biological process: protein homooligomerization.